Messenger RNA from Rhizophagus irregularis DAOM 181602=DAOM 197198, 1426 nucleotides. The record is from RefSeq and is a predicted model, not a curated record. Lineage: Eukaryota; Fungi; Glomeromycota; Glomeromycetes; Glomerales; Glomeraceae.
AAAUUGAAGUCACAUUUAUUAAUACAUUAUGGAAGAAUUUAUGCUCAAUGAUGAUGUGUUUGAGCAAAUAAAAGAUUUUGUCCAUAAGAAACUAACUGAAGAACAAAGUUUGUUAAUUGAUAAGGUAAUAUUAAAUGAAAAAUUAAAAAUAUGUUAUAAAAAUAAUGGUUUAUGCAAAGAAUGUAAGCAACCUAGAGCUUCUUAUUAUUGGUGUCAAUGUAAAUUUCAACAAAAUUUUAAAAAUUGGACUAGUGGAAAUCAUGAAGUUGACAAGUUUAUUCAAAAAGUACAACUUAAAGCUAAAGAUUUUGAAGACGUUUUAGAAUGGAUUGAAUAUGAUAGAUUUGAAAAUGUUGAAUACUUGGCAAAAGGAGGAUUUGGAACUAUUUAUAAAGGAAUUUGGAAAGAUGGACGUAUAGAUAAAUGGGAUUUUGAGAAUAAUAAAUGGAUAAGAAGUAAAUAUUGGUUUAGGAAAUAUAAGGAUUUUCCAGUUGUUUUAAAAUGUUUACAUAAUUCUCAAGAUAUUACAUCCGAUUUUUUAAGAGAAAUUGAAAACCAUAUUAUGAUUCCAACGACAAGUCGUAUAGCACACUGUUUUGGCAUUACUAAAGAUCCAGAAUCUAGAAAUUUUAUAAUAGUAAUGGCAUAUGUAAUAAAUGGUAGUUUAAGACAACAUUUAAAUAAUAGUUUUAAUUCAACAAAAUGGGAUGAAAAGUUAAAAAUUUUAAAAAAUAUUACAAAAAACCUCAAAUAUAUUCAUGAAAAAGGGUUAAUUCAUCGUGAUUUUCAUUGUGGUAAUAUAUUAAAAGAAGACACAACUACUUUAAUUACUGAUUUAGGAUUAUGUCGACCAGUAAAUGUAAAACCAUCCCAAAAUGAAUGUAAAGAACUAUAUGGGGUAUUACCUUAUGUAGCACCAGAAGUUUUAAGAGGAAAAGAAUAUACUCAAGAAAGUGAUAUAUAUGGAUUUGGAAUUAUUGCAUAUGAAGUCUGUACAGGGCUUCCUCCUUAUCAUGAUAUUGCUCAUGAUAAAUUCUUAACUAUUAGCAUUUGUCAAGGACUUAGGCCAAAAUCAAAUUAUAAAAUUCCUCAAUUAAUUUUAAACAUAAUUAAACAAUGUUGGGAUGCUGAUCCUUUAAAACGACCUAAAGCAAGUGAAUUAGAAAAUUUAUUACGCAAUUUAUGGAGUAAAUCAUGGGUUUAUGGUGAACCUGAAAUCAAAAGGCAAAUUGAAGAAGCAUAUAAAAUUAAUGAGAAGUUAACUUCCUCUUCAUUAUUAUAUAAUGGACCUACUCUUUCAUAUACUACAAAUCCUCAAGCAGUUUACAUGAGUAGGCUUUUAGAUUUUAAAAAUCUUCCAGAACCAAAAAAUGCUAUUGAUAAUAAGGAUGAUGAUAAUUUAUUUGGAGAAUAUUCAGGUAAUUAA